Molecule: messenger RNA, 1231 nt
Organism: Pseudogymnoascus verrucosus
Lineage: Eukaryota; Fungi; Ascomycota; Leotiomycetes; Thelebolales; Thelebolaceae
Exons: 4
Coding region: 176-1231 (351 amino acids)
Cellular component (GO): cytoplasm
Source: RefSeq, a predicted model, not a curated record
UCAGAAACCACCAAUUCGGCUUUUAUGCUGUGGACUCAAAUAGUUGAGAUGUAGGAAGUAUAUAUAAUGGGGUUGCUUCUCCUUGGCGGACACACUCAUCAUCGCAACGGCAUUUAAGCAUCAUACCCAACUAGUUUCAGCAACCCUCAAGGUCUUUAAUAUCUCUUUUGCUACAAUGCCAGGAAAACUGCCUACCCGCCGAAUUGGCCGUGACGGCCCUGAAGUGCCUGCUUUGGGCCUGGGAACCAUGGGUCUCUCCGCCUACUACGGCACGAUUGACGACGACGAGACUCGCUUCAAGUUCCUCGACCGCGCUUAUGAACUCGGAGCUACGUUCUGGGACACUGCAGAUGUGUAUGGAGACAGCGAAGAACUAAUCGGGAAAUGGUUUAAGAGGACAGGGAAGCGCGAUGAGAUCUUUCUUGUUACCAAGUUUGGCAACCGAGUCCCAAAGGAAGCACUGGCAAGCGGCAACGGGAUCGAGGCCAUGAAGGCCAGAACCAUCGACAGCACCCCCGAAUACUGUCUCGAAGCCUGCGAGCUGAGCUUGAAGAAGCUCGGCGUGGAUUACAUCGACCUCUACUACGCCCACAGAAUCGACGGCGUAACACCCAUCGAAAAGACCAUGGAGGCAUUAGUCAAGCUAAAAGAAGCCGGGAAAAUCAAGCACAUCGGCCUCUCCGAACCCUCCGCCGCCACCAUCCGCCGCGCCCACGCCAUCCACCCCCUCGCCUGCGUCCAGAUGGAAUACUCCCCCUUCAGCAUGGACAUCGAGUCCCCCACCACCAACAUCCUGCGUACCUGCCGCGAGCUGGGGAUCUCCAUCGUAGCCUACUCGCCCAUGGGCCGGGGUUUCUUCACCGGCGCCUACCGCUCCCCCGACGACUUCGAGAUCAGCGACGUGCGGCGCGCGCUCCCUCGGUUUGCGCCGGAGAACUUUGCCAGGAAUCUCGAGAUGGUGGAUAAUCUAAAGCGAGUGGCGGAGAGGGAAGGGGUGACGGUGGGACAGCUGACGCUGGCGUGGUUGUUGGCGCAGGGGGAGGAUAUAUUGCCGAUUCCUGGGACAAGGAGGAUUGGGAAUUUAGAGGAGAAUUUGGGGGCGCUGGAGGUCAGAUUGAGUGAGGAGACUGUGAGGGAGGUUAGGGGGAUUGUGGAGGGGGCGGUGGUGGUGGGGGAGAGGUAUCCGUCGACGGGGUUGAAGUCGAUGUUUAUUGAUACGCCGGAGCUGUGA